GUGUGAAGUACAAUGACAUUUGGUGUGAAUAAUGAGUUAUAUGAGAAUAUUUGUUAUGUGUCGACUUUCUAUUUUUGGAAAUGGCCUAUUGAAUUGGGAUGUCCGAAUAAGGAAACAUGGCCUAUUGAAUUGGGACGGAGGGUGUAGUAUUUAGUCUCUUCCUAGUACAAUUCAGAAGCAAAGACGAGUUCUUGCCGUUUUGGCGUUUACAAUUGGAUCUUUCUCAACUAGGCUUCAUUAUCAUUGCUGCCCAUCACAGUAGCUAGAGAAACUGAUGCAUUUUUUGUAGGUUUCUUAGUCUUUUUGCUUCUAAAAACCAUCUCACUAUCACUAAAUACACCUGUGCACUUUUCACACACACUAAAAAACAAAGCUACUGUAAGCAAAGUUGGGGACAAACACCCUCAAAACUUUCUUGAUUUCACCAAAUAAACAAUAUGAUGAUGAGCAUCAAACCAGCAUUCCUCUCUUAACUCUUAUGUGAACUUUUAGUACUAUCCAUUUACAAUUUAUGCACACAUACACAUAUACACCUACUGUCUAAUCUUGGAAGAAAAUGGCACCCUCUCUUAACACCCUCCUAAUACUAUCUUCUCUACUUGUCAUCUCUGCUGCAGUUGCUGCUGCUCAAUCUCCCAACUUCACAUGUUCAUCCGACUCCCCUACGACAUGUCCAACGUAUGUCACAUACCGCGUGAGAUCACCCUACACGGCUCUUGGAACCAUCUCUCGUCUCUUUGGCAUCACUGGUGAUGGCAUAGCAGCAGCCAGUAAUCUUUCGUCUGGUGAUGCUCCCCUCAUCCCUGAUCAGCUGCUGAUGGUUCCGGUCAACUGCACCUGCAACGGCACGCAUUAUUUCUCCAACAAGACUUACCAUAUGAACAAGGAUGACAGCUUCUACACUGUCUCCACUAAGCCUUUCCAGAACCUCACCAACAUCUAUGUGGUCGAGGAUAUGAACCCGUCUCUUGACCCGAGCAACCUCACAGUUGGGGUGGAAGUGGUCUUUCCCUUGCUAUGCAAGUGCCCGGGAAGUUCCUUUGGAAGUCAGUACCUUAUUACUUAUGUGUGGCAGCCAGGGGAUGAUGUGCUGUCUGUGGCUAAUAUGUUCCAGGCCUCCUCAUCCGACAUUGUAGUGAUCAAUAACGACAGGAAUUUCAGCGCUGCCACCUGCCUUCCGGUGCUGAUUCCUGUGAACUCACUGGUUAUUCUGCAGAGCUUCGUUUCAUCAGUUGCCUCGAGCAAAUCCAGACCCCACCGGAUGCUGGUUGCAGUUCUGAGCAUUGUUAUGGUGUUGUUGGUUGUUUCGUCUGGUCUGGCCGUGUACUUCCGCCUCCUGUACAAGAGAAGCAAAGUGUUGGCUCGGAGCAGCUCCUCUUUGGAGACUUUUGGUCUCAUCCCGGCCUCCAAAGACCAAGCUUCAGAGCCUAAGACAUCCCAGGAUAAAUUGCUUCCUGGGGUGUCGGGCUAUCUUUGCAACCCGAUCAUCUAUGAUCUGGAUGUGAUCAUGAAGGCAACUUCGAACCUCAGUGAGAGGUGUGCAAUUGGCAGAUCAGUGUACAAGGCCAUCAUCAAUGGUGAUGAGGUUGUGGUGAAGAAGACGCGAGAAGCAGCUGAGGAGAUCCAGAUACUGCAGAGGGUGAGCCAUGGGAAUCUGGUGGGGCUAAUGGGAGUGUCCUUGGAUGAUGAUCUGAAUUUUUACGUUGUCUACGAGUACGUUGAGAAUGGAUCAUUGGAUAACUGGCUGUUUCCGAAGGUGUCACCAUCUUCUCACUCAGUCACAGCUGAGCCACUGAGCUGGAAGCAGAGGUUGGUUAUAGCUCUAGAUGUAGCCAAUGGUCUGCAAUACAUGCACGAGCACGCUCAACCGAGUGUGGUCCACAGGGAUAUCAGCACCAGCAACAUACUUCUUGAUUCUAAAUUCAAAGCCAAGAUUUCAAACUUCUCUGCAGCCAGGCCAGCUGCUUGCUCUCUCAUGCUAAAUGUGGAUGUGUUUUGCUUCGGAGUUGUGGUGUUGGAGCUCCUCUCCGGGAGGAAGGUGAUGGAGACGAAGGAUAAUGGCAAAGUUGUGAUGUUGUGGGUGGAGAUAGGUGGGAUUUUGGAAGGUGGAGAUCAGAGGAAAGAGAGGCUGAGGAGGUGGAUGGAUCCUAAGUUGAAGGGGUGUUUUUCCAUAGAUGAUGCUUUGAGUUUGGCAACCAUUGCCAAACUAUGCACGUCGGAGAAGGCCUCAGAGAGGCCGACUAUGGCAGAGGUCGUCUUCAGCCUCUCCGUUGUUGUGCAGCCGUCUCCCUUUAUGUACGACAAGUCAUGGAUCUCAAAGUUUGAAGCUGAGGAAGUUGGGAAAUUUAAACUAAAAGUAUUAGAUGGCUACUAGUCUCAUUCAAUGGAAAAUGAUUGAGGAUUGUAGAUAUCUGGCUGGAUUUUGAUGAGAGCUUUAACAACUUCAUCCAUGCUUAAUCUUCUGGUAGGUUGUGGAGCCAAGCACGCGACAGACAGCUUCAGCAGACGCAGUGCAAGCUCACUCUGGUCGAUGGCAAAGCCAAGUGGAUGCUUCACUUGGAGACGAGGAUCAACAAGGUCGUUAACAUCAGCUGUCGUGUCCGUUCCAUCAACAACGGAGAUGACUACUUGGGACAGAAGAGCUUCUUCACCAUCCUGCACCAGCACGGCUUCUCUUCCGGUGAUCAACUCCAACAGCA
This is a messenger RNA of Salvia miltiorrhiza (redroot sage), 2699 nucleotides long. Its product is annotated as serine/threonine receptor-like kinase NFP. The transcript has a single exon. The record is from RefSeq and is a predicted model, not a curated record. Gene Ontology annotation, biological process: protein phosphorylation. The coding region runs from base 557 to 2374 and encodes 605 amino acids. Gene Ontology annotation, molecular function: ATP binding; protein kinase activity. NCBI's taxonomy places the organism in Eukaryota, Viridiplantae, Streptophyta, Magnoliopsida, Lamiales, Lamiaceae.